AUGGUACUUGCCCUCACUGCGAAGAAGAAGAUUGGUUUUGUAAAUGGAAAGGUUACAAAGCCAGAUCUUGAUUCACCUUUGUAUGAAGAUUGGGAGAGCUGCAACACUAUGUUGCUUUCAUGGAUGAUAAAUUCUAUGCAUGUGGAUGUCUCAAGCAAUAUCAUGUACUGUGAAACAGCAAGGGAGAUGUGGAUUGAACUUCAGAAUGUGUUCUCACAGGGAAAUGGACCUAAGAUCUACAAUUUACAAACUGAGAUUUCUCAAAUUUGCCAAAAUCAAAUGUCAGUGACUGAGUUUUAUACCAAAUUCAAGCGAUUAUGGGAUCAGUUGCUGAAUUAUGAACCAAUGCCAGAGUGUUCUUGUGAAGCUAUGAAGACUCUGAGUAAUUCUCAUAAUAAGGCUUAUGUGAUGAGGUUUCUAAUGGGGCUAAAUGAGAGUUUUGACAUUGUUCAAAGUCAAAUUCUCAUGAUGGAUCCUUUUCCCUCAAUGAGCAAAGUCUAUUCAUUGAUUUUACAAGAGGAAUCUCACAAGAAUGUUGGCCAUGGAAAUUCUGGUUCUUCUCAGUCUAAUACAAUGGCAAUGUAUGCCAAUUCCAAAGGAAACUUCCUUGAUAGCCCCAACCUGUUUGAGCUUGGCCACUUUGCUUCUAACUGCCUCGGCGUGUUCCUUCGAUGGUCGCCGAGGAGGUUACCUCCUGGGCAUAACGGCAGGAUUCACGUUGAGCCGAUGACAAAUGAAAUUUGGGUCCACCCCUGGGGCUUCAUACGGGUUUCAUGCAAAAACGUCCACAUUGGCUCGGAGGAAUUCCAGCAAUCUCGCCUUCUCUUGUAA
Messenger RNA from Quercus lobata, 831 nucleotides. RefSeq lists its product as uncharacterized. The record is from RefSeq and is a predicted model, not a curated record. Bases 1 to 831 code for a protein of 276 amino acids. Lineage: Eukaryota; Viridiplantae; Streptophyta; Magnoliopsida; Fagales; Fagaceae. The transcript has a single exon.